CCCCUGAGGCAGCCAAGCGUCCUUUCCUUCUCGCACAGAGUGCGGGCUCGGGAUUUAAAGCGCGCGCUGCGAAGCGGUGGUUGAGUUCCUGGACGCGGACAAUGGAGGCCACGCUGGCUCUGCCCCAGCUGCCACCGCACGACCCGAGGACGCCGGCGUUGUCAGUGGUGGACAUGCACACGGGAGGCGAGCCCCUGCGCAUCGUGCUGGCGGGGUGUCCGGAGGUGUCGGGCCCCACGUUGCUGGCCAAGAGGCGCUACAUGCGCCAGCACCUUGACUACGUGCGGCGACGUCUUAUGUUCGAGCCCCGGGGCCACCGGGACAUGUACGGGGCCGUGCUGGUGCCUAGCGAGCUGCCAGAAGCGCACUUGGGCGUCCUGUUCUUGCACAACGAGGGCUACAGUUCCAUGUGCGGCCACGCCGUGCUGGCGCUGGGCCGCUUUGCGCUGGACUUCGGCCUGGUGCGGGCGCCCUCUGCCGGCGCCGGCGAGGUCCGCGUCAACAUCCACUGCCCGUGCGGCCUGGUGGCCGCCUUCGUGGAGUGCGAGGGCGGCCGCAGCCGCGGUCCGGUGCGCUUCCACAGCGUCCCGGCCUUCGUGCUGGCCACAGAUCUCUCAGUGGAAGUUCCCGGUCAUGGAAAGGUGGUGGUGGACAUUGCAUUUGGUGGCGCAUUUUAUGCAUUUGUUAGCGCUAAAAAGUUAGGACUCAAUGUUUGUUCUGCAAAGACAAGAGACCUUGUGGAUGCAGCAAGUGCAGUGACAGAAGCCGUGAAAGCUCAGAUGGAGUCUUUGGAUUUUAAGAAUCCAAAUCUAUUCAGCUGCUCUAAAAGACAGUUUAAAAUUACUCAUCCUGAUAGUGAAGACCUUGCCUUUCUAUAUGGAACUAUAUUAACAGAUGGAAAAGAUUCUUAUAGUGAGGAACCAACCACCAACAUCUGUGUGUUUGCAGAUGAACAGGUUGACAGAAGUCCUACCGGCUCCGGAGUGACAGCCCGAAUUGCCUUGCAGUAUCACAAAGGGCUUCUAAAACUGAACCAGACCAGAGCCUUUAAAAGCAGUGCAACUGGCUCAGUGUUCACAGGGAAGGCUGUGAGGGAGGCAAACUGUGGUGAUUUUCAUGGUGUUAUUGUGGAGGUAUCCGGACAAUCCCACUACACAGGUACAGCAAGUUUUAUAAUAGAAGAUGACGACCCACUGAGGGAUGGAUUUCUUCUCAAGUGACUUCUUUGACUUUAAAGGGCUUUCUUUUUAAAGCAAUUAUUAUCUAUAAGUAAUUUUACUCUGAAUUAUGUGGAAAUCUUUAUCUAAAUUGUAUAUGUAAGCCAACUUCCAAUCUUUAUAAAAUUUUAUAUAGUACACUGUGGCUAGUCAUUAUACCUCAUAUUUGCAUAUAUAUUUUUAGUUAUUAACAAAUCAGGUAAAAUUAAAACCUUAGUUCUCGUUACUUUUUAAAUAUUACUUUAUGGUAAUUACUAUAACAUUUUGUUUUAAAUGUUCUUUGAAUAAUCACUUGAAUUUUAGCCCUUAUAACAAUGACUCUUACAAGUUCAUUAUUUUCGUCUUCCAGUUUUGAGUGAAAUAAUGCCCUCUCUCUAAGCAGGAUGUAAGAGAGAUGGAUUAUUAUAAAGUACUCACCACUCAGGUAGCCUAGGAAGGAGUGGGGUAGGUCAGCUUCUUUGGGUACAUGUUGUUAUAUUUGCUUCUGGGAUGUUCUCUGUGCUGCAAAGCCCAGCUCCUAUCCCAAGGAACUGAAGUCUCAUAACUGAUGUGAGAAGACCAACUUCUAAUCAGACUUUUGAUAUAUCUUUAAGGCUCUUAUAAAAGGGAUUGUAUAUUGCAUUAUUGAAAUAAAGGGACACAGUAGAGAUCAAUCAAUGAAUCACUACAGUAGGAAGAGUCCCAUACUGUACCAACUACAGGCCAGGUCAAUUUAAAUCAUGAAAGAAAUGUUAACUAUUGGCAUUCUUGAGACUGUUAAGAAAAUUCAUCAUUAUCAUUAUAAGAUGAAGUAUUAAAAAAUUAUUCAAGAGGCAGCCGGAUGGCUCAGUUGGUUAGAGCGUGAGCUCUGAACAACACGGUUGCCAGUUCGAUUUCCUCAUGGGAUGGUGG
Molecule: messenger RNA, 2108 nt
Organism: Rhinolophus ferrumequinum (greater horseshoe bat)
Lineage: Eukaryota; Metazoa; Chordata; Mammalia; Chiroptera; Rhinolophidae
Gene: L3HYPDH
Product: trans-L-3-hydroxyproline dehydratase
Exons: 6
Coding region: 102-1220 (372 amino acids)
Molecular function (GO): hydro-lyase activity
Source: RefSeq, a predicted model, not a curated record